Hirsutella rhossiliensis is the source of this 975-nucleotide messenger RNA. Its product is annotated as gamma-glutamyl cyclotransferase, AIG2-like domain-containing protein. The coding region runs from base 1 to 975 and encodes 324 amino acids. Gene Ontology annotation, molecular function: gamma-glutamylcyclotransferase activity. Lineage: Eukaryota; Fungi; Ascomycota; Sordariomycetes; Hypocreales; Ophiocordycipitaceae. The record is from RefSeq and is a predicted model, not a curated record. The transcript has a single exon.
AUGGCCGCCACCACCACCGCUCCCAACGGGCCCUCGGCCGCCAGGAAACCACACGCCGGCGACCCCCGGCCAACAAAGUACUACUUUGCCUACGGCAGCAACCUUCACAUCAAGCAGAUGAAGAAGCGCUGCCCCAACAGCCGCUACAUCGGCCGCGCCAGACUGUCCAACCACCGCUGGCAGAUCAACGAGCGCGGCUACGCAAACAUUGUCGAGGCCGAUGGUCAUCGCGUCGACGGCCUCGUCUAUGAAAUCGACGACAAGGACGAGGCCAAGCUCGACAUCAACGAGGGCGUCUCCAAAAACGCCUACCAGAAGCGUUAUAUGCCCGUCCUUCUCCACCGUGCCCAGGGUUCCCUCUACCGCCGGCCCGUCUCCUGGAUCGUCGAUAAGGGCGGCCCCGCUGCCGUAUGCCGCCGCAUCAACAAGGCAUCAGGCCCGGCCACCUCGGGCCCGCCUCGUCAGCACUGGGAAAACGACGUGCUCGUGUACAUCAGCCUCAACCACGUCGAGGACAGCGCCCCCAAGGAUGAGUACGUCAAUCGCCUCAACCUCGGCAUCGUCGACGCGAGGGCUCUCGGCAUCGAAGACGACUAUAUCCGCAAGUGUAUCCGCCCCUUUAUCCCCGAGGCCUCCCCCAACACCCCCAACCAGGAUCACUCGUCGGGAGAGGCGACCAGGCCCAAGUCGGCAACUCGCGGCGUCAAGCGGAGCACCCCUUCCAGGACUGGUGAGCCAUCUCCAGCCCGGAAAGGUCAAGUCACGAACCGUCCUGACCAACAGAAUCCCCAUCGAGCUCUGGUACGCAUGCCGCGUAACACCAGCAGCGAGAACGUAGGGGGUCGGGCUCAGGCGGCUUUGGCGACACGACCGCUCACUCCACUUCGGUCCAGGGCCGCACGCAGAUACUACGACGCUCCCGUCAUCACCGUCGAGGAAUACAUAGCCGAUUGGGAAUGGAGGUCAUCCAUCUGA